[Candida] anglica is the source of this 1110-nucleotide messenger RNA. The record is from the annotation of a GenBank genome assembly. Lineage: Eukaryota; Fungi; Ascomycota; Pichiomycetes; Serinales; Debaryomycetaceae.
AUGGAUAUUGUGCUAGAAAUUUGUGAUUACUAUCUUUUUGAUAGAGUCUAUGCCAAGGUUCUUCCAGCAUCUACCCAACUUCCUGAUGUGUUUGCAUCGAAGCUCAAGAUUGCAUCGGCUCCAUUUCAAUUUAGUACCGGCAAUGGUACCGAUACCACAUCCACCUUCAUUAGUGAAGCGGUAAAGUUUGUUGGAAAUACAUUCUCAAAUAUGCAAAGAGAGGAUGAGAUUUAUGGACUUCCAAGAUAUCUCCCAGAAUCCAUCUACACAAAUGCUUCACUUUUACCUCGUUCAAAUCUUUUGAGAGAAGGUUUAUCGAUGUUUUUAGUAACUGCUAUCUUUGGAUGGGUACUUUACUUUACAGUAGCUUAUCUUUCUUAUAUUUUCGUAUUUGAUAAGAAGAUUUUCAACCAUCCAAGAUAUCUUAAGAAUCAAAUUUAUUUGGAAAUUGAAAGGGCUUCUACUGCUAUUCCAGUUAUGGUUUUAUUAACUCUUCCAUUUUUCCUACUUGAAAUUAAUGGAUUUUCUAAAUUAUACAUGGAUAUUAAUGAAUCUACUGGAGGUUGGAAAGCUAUUUGGACUCAAAUUCCAUGUUUCAUUCUUUUCACUGAUUGCUUUAUUUACUUAAUUCAUAGAUGGUUACAUUGGCCUUCUGUUUAUAAGCGUUUACAUAAGCCACACCACAAGUGGAUUGUGUGCACACCAUUUGCAUCCCAUGCUUUCCAUCCAGUUGAUGGAUUUUUCCAAUCAUUGCCAUAUCAUUGGUUCCCAUUCAUGUUCCCAUUACACAAGGUUUCAUACUUGCUUCUUUUCACCUUUGUUAACUUUUGGACUGUAAUGAUUCAUGAUGGUCAAUAUUUAUCCAAUGAUCCAUUCGUCAAUGGUACUGCAUGUCAUACCGUUCAUCAUUUAUAUUUCAACUAUAAUUAUGGUCAAUUCACUACUUUGUGGGAUAGAAUUGGUAACUCCUACAGAAGACCUGAUGAUAACUUAUUCGUAAAAGACACCAAGACUUCUGAUGAUAAGAAGGUUUGGGCUGAACAAACCGUUCAAAUGGAAACUAUCAGAGGUGAAUUAGAAGGUAAGGAUGACGAUAGAGUUUACAAAUAA